GCCAGGGGCCGCUCCAGGCCGCGCGCCCCCUGUGGGCCGCGGGAGCCGCCCGGGGCCCGCCCAGGGAGGCGGGGCUGACCAGCGGGGGGCCCCGUGCAGCGUCGUCGCUACGCGCCAGCCUGCCACGCGGUACGCCUGCGGGGGAAAAUACACAAAGCCAGUCCGAGAGAAGUCUAAACAGUGUGAUUCCUGCUGUAGCAGCCAUCCUUGUUUCCCAGGCCCUGGCCCUAGUCUACCUUCCCGCCUUGCACACGGGGGCCUGCGUCCGGUCAGGCAGCCACCAGGGCUACUUCCUUCCUCUCUGUGCAAGAUGGCGGGGGGCGAAGUUGGAGUGACUCUUGGACAGCCGCACCUUUCUCGUCAAGACCUCGCCACGUUGGACGUUACCAAGUUGACUCCACUUUCACAUGAAGUUAUCAGCAGACAAGCUACAAUUAAUAUAGGUACAAUUGGUCAUGUAGCUCACGGGAAAUCUACAGUUGUAAAAGCUAUUUCUGGAGUUCACACUGUCAGGUUCAAAAAUGAACUGGAAAGAAAUAUUACAAUCAAGCUUGGAUAUGCUAAUGCUAAGAUUUAUAAGCUUGAUGACCCAAGCUGUCCUCGACCAGAAUGUUACAGAUCCUGUGGAAGUAGUACACCUGAUGAGUUUCCUACAGACAUUCCAGGGACCAAAGGGAAUUUCAAAUUAGUCAGACAUGUGUCAUUUGUUGACUGUCCUGGCCACGAUAUUUUGAUGGCUACUAUGCUGAACGGCGCAGCUGUGAUGGAUGCGGCUCUUCUGUUGAUAGCUGGUAAUGAAUCUUGUCCGCAGCCUCAGACUUCUGAACACCUGGCUGCUAUAGAAAUCAUGAAACUGAAGCAUAUUUUGAUUCUGCAAAAUAAGAUUGAUUUAGUAAAAGAAAGCCAGGCUAAAGAACAGUAUGAGCAGAUCCUUGCAUUUGUACAAGGUACAGUUGCAGAAGGAGCUCCUAUUAUUCCAAUUUCUGCUCAGCUGAAAUAUAAUAUUGAAGUUGUCUGUGAGUACAUAGUAAAGAAAAUUCCAGUACCCCCAAGAGACUUUACUUCAGAACCGCGACUUAUUGUUAUUAGAUCCUUUGAUGUCAACAAACCUGGCUGUGAAGUUGAUGACCUAAAGGGGGGUGUAGCUGGUGGUAGUAUUCUAAAAGGAGUAUUAAAGGUGGGCCAGGAGAUAGAAGUCAGACCUGGUAUUGUUUCCAAAGAUAGUGAAGGAAAACUUAUGUGUAAACCAAUCUUUUCCAAGAUCGUAUCACUUUUUGCAGAGCACAAUGAUCUUCAGUAUGCUGCUCCAGGGGGUCUUAUUGGAGUUGGAACAAAAAUUGACCCCACUUUGUGUCGGGCUGACAGAAUGGUGGGACAGGUGCUUGGUGCAGUUGGAGCUUUACCUGAGAUCUUCACAGAAUUGGAAAUUUCCUAUUUCCUACUUAGACGGCUUCUAGGUGUACGCACUGAAGGAGACAAGAAAGCAGCAAAGGUGCAAAAACUGUCUAAGAAUGAAGUACUUAUGGUGAACAUAGGAUCCCUGUCAACAGGAGGAAGAGUUAGUGCAGUUAAGGCUGAUUUGGGCAAAAUUGUUUUGACUAAUCCUGUGUGCACAGAGGUGGGAGAAAAGAUUGCUCUUAGCCGAAGAGUUGAGAAACACUGGCGUUUAAUUGGUUGGGGUCAAAUAAGAAGAGGAGUAACAAUCAAGCCAACAGUAGAUGAUGACUGAAGAAUUUCAGUUAAAUAAGACAUUUGGAUCAAGUUGGAACGUCUUUUAACCUAGGGGUAUAUUUUCAAUGCAGUAGCAGUGAAUUAAUUUCACAGCUCAUUACUUAGUAGCUAUAAGGUUAUUCUCAUAUUUUUGGUGAUAAAUUUAACCUCUAGUACUAAAAUAGGCUCUAUAAGGUAAAAAAUUGACAUAAUAUUGGAUUAAAUCUAUACGUUAGAAGAAAUUAAUCAUUCCUAAAUAAUGUCUAAUUUAUACAACAAUGCAGGUUUAAAAUGAAAUUGUUUGCUACAACCAAGCGUUGUAGCAUACACCAGUGAAGCUGUUUGAAAUAAAGUUUUUCUUCUUGUU
Messenger RNA from Erinaceus europaeus (western European hedgehog), 2077 nucleotides. RefSeq names its product eukaryotic translation initiation factor 2 subunit gamma (gene EIF2S3). Gene Ontology annotation, biological process: formation of translation preinitiation complex; positive regulation of translational fidelity. The coding region runs from base 311 to 1729 and encodes 472 amino acids. The transcript has 13 exons. Lineage: Eukaryota; Metazoa; Chordata; Mammalia; Eulipotyphla; Erinaceidae. The record is from RefSeq and is a predicted model, not a curated record. Gene Ontology annotation, molecular function: tRNA binding; translation initiation factor activity; GTP binding. Gene Ontology annotation, cellular component: eukaryotic translation initiation factor 2 complex; cytosol.